This is a messenger RNA of Pangasianodon hypophthalmus (striped catfish), 1056 nucleotides long. RefSeq lists its product as uncharacterized. Lineage: Eukaryota; Metazoa; Chordata; Actinopteri; Siluriformes; Pangasiidae. The record is from RefSeq and is a predicted model, not a curated record. The coding region runs from base 1 to 825 and encodes 274 amino acids. The transcript has 5 exons.
AUGAGUUCGAAUCCCAAAGAUGCCACAGCUAUCCUUGGCAGGGAGUCCAAGAAUGGCGCCACACCUGUUAACGCGAUCAUCUGGUUUAACCGUCCUGUGGCCGUCCAAUCCAUAGAUAAAUGUCCAGCACAGGCCCGUUUUGGUGGAGUACAGGGCUGUUUUUGUGGAUUCCAUCUUCCCAGGGGAACCAGUGAUCAGCCUGCCUCCACUUCCGGUGCCGCCCCUACCCCGACCUCUGCCCAGACGAACAGACGAACUCCACUUAACAUAUCAGUGCCCUCAUCUGCCUCCUCCCCACUGUCUGAGAGUGCCAGCCCUUCUCCUUCAGCCUCUGUGACAGCCAGCACUCCUCCUUCCUCCACCUUGAAAGCAAGCUCUUUUCCUCCCGCCACUGUGAGAGCCAGCCCUUCUCCUUCAGAGUCUUUGAGAGCCAGCCCUUCUCCUUCAGAGUCUGUGAGAAUCCGCGCUUCUCCUUCAGAGUCUGGAGAUCUGAUCACCUCUGCUGCUCCCAGUGGUGUGCUGGCUUCUGCUCCUCCAGCUCCUGAUGAUGGUUCUGGGUCUGUUUCUUCUCUGCCAAAUGAAAUGAGGAAGAUGAUCCCCUUACAGGAUCAGCGGUGGAUUGCAUCUGCACUCUAUCACGGUGGCAGACUUCGGUCAGGCUUGAAGCUCUGGUACGAGCCUCCAGUCCUCAUCUACCACCAGGCUCCAUUACCAGACUGGUUCUUCACACACAGGCUCCUGGUGUGGAUGCCCUACCACCUCCUGGAAGGUCAGGCCGUUUUGUCCUGUCUGUGGGAAGCAACUGACUGGCUAUGGCAACCAUAAAAGGGCUCGCAGGGUGCUGGAUAUCGACAGGUAUUACCUGAUGGUGACAGAGACACUCAGGUGUACCAUUUGUCGUCUGAAUUACAUUUCCACCAGCCAGACAGUCCUGAACCAGCUCGACUUGCCCCACUGGACACUGUUUGGUGUGAUCUUGACAUACAAGUAAGACACAAUCUACACACGUGUUACAGAAUCUUAGUUCAAUAAAUAAUAAUAAAUGUUCAUUAUAUU